UUCAUCUCUCAAAUCAGAUGUUUGGCUGCUCUGUCCCUUGCAACAAGGAGUCAUGCCAGCUGAACACACUCUCCUUCCUGGGCCCCUGGUAGCCAGGAGGAAGCCGAGACCACAGCUUUUGAGACCCUGAGCCCCCAAUUUGUGGCUCUGUCUCGGUUUGUGUCGCUCAAGGAGGGCCUCCCCCAGCAAUGAUCUCCUCAUUGCUUCAGGCCUUUCUAUUCCUGUCUCUGGCCACAGUGGUCACUCCUAGAGCACACAAUCAGUGUCUGGUAUGUGGGGAGCCCACCUUGGACCUGGAGAGCCAGCGGAAGCUACUUCUCAACCUGGCCAAGAGAAGCAUCUUGGACAAGCUGCACCUCAGCCAGCGCCCAACACUGAGUCAGCCCAUGUCCAGAGCUGCUCUGAGGACAGCACUGCAGCACCUCCGUGGGCCCCCACAGGGGGCGCUUCCGGAAGCUGACAGAGGCCAGGAAUAUGAGAUCAUCAGCUUUGCUGAGACAGGCCUCUCCAACAUCAACCAGACUCGUCUUGAUUUCCACUUCUCUGAUAGAACUGUUGGUGGCAUGGAAGUCCAGCAAGCCAGACUCAUGUUCUUUGUGCAACUCCCUCCCAAUACCAUCUGGACUUUGAAGGUGAGGGUCUUAGUGCUAGGCCCACAUGAUGCCAACCUCACCUUGGCCACUCAGCACCUGCUGGAGGUGGAUGCUAGCGGCUGGCACCAACUCUUCCUGGGGCCUGAAGCUCAGGCUGCCUGCAGCCAGGGACACCUGAUCCUGGAGCUGGUAUCUGAAAGUCAGAUAGCCCAGAGCUCAGACAUCCUGGGUGGGGCUGCUCAUAGGCCUUUCGUGGCAGCCCGAGUGAGAGUUGGGGGCAAGCAACGGGUCCGCCGGCAUGGCAUUGACUGCCAGGGUGAGUCCAGGAUGUGCUGUCGACAAGAGUUUUUUGUGGACUUCCGUGAGAUUGGCUGGGACGACUGGAUCAUCCAGCCUGAGGGCUAUGCAAUGAACUUCUGCACAGGGCAGUGCCCACUGCAUGUGGCAGGCAUGCCUGGCAUUGCUGCCUCCUUUCACACUUCAGUGUUCAAUCUUCUCAAGGCCAACACAGCUAUGGGCACCACUGAAGGUGGCUCAUGCUGCGUGCCCACAGCCCGGCACCCCCUGUCUCUGCUCUACUAUGACAGGGACAGCAACAUUGUCAAGACUGACAUACCUGACAUGGUGGUAGAAGCCUGUGGGUGCAGUUAG
This is a messenger RNA of Pteropus alecto (black flying fox), 1244 nucleotides long. RefSeq names its product inhibin subunit beta C (gene INHBC). The transcript is spliced from 2 exons. Gene Ontology annotation, cellular component: extracellular region. Gene Ontology annotation, molecular function: growth factor activity; hormone activity; cytokine activity. The coding region runs from base 189 to 1244 and encodes 351 amino acids. The record is from RefSeq and is a predicted model, not a curated record. NCBI's taxonomy places the organism in Eukaryota, Metazoa, Chordata, Mammalia, Chiroptera, Pteropodidae. Gene Ontology annotation, biological process: BMP signaling pathway; SMAD protein signal transduction.